AUGGUUAGUUGUGCUGUUGGUGCAACGAUCGGAGAUGCCAUUGGAUCACCUUUCGAAAAUAAGAAACCAGAAGAAAUUCAACGAAUUUGGUCUAAAUCUAAUAAUACUAUUAAUGAUCACUUGUGUCAUUUAGGUUUAAUUUAUACUGAUGAUACCCAAAUGGCUAUUUCUAUUAUUGAAUCAUAUUUGGUUCUUUGGAAGUUUCUUUCUUCUCAAAAGUGGUUUGAUUGGGCUGGAUUUCCUCUAGCUGAUUAUCAAUUUGGUGGUUUUAGAGGAACUGGAAGAAACUUUAGAGGAAGCGUUGCUCAACUAAACGAAAAUUGCACCAACGAUAUUUCAAAAGAUACAGCUGGUAAUGGUGUUGCCAUGAGAGUUUGGCCAUGUGUCAUUUCUGUUUUUCGUUAUCCUCCUCAUGAAAGAAUUGGUAGAUUGAGAGAAGAAGUGAUUGCAAAUGCCAAGUUGACUCACCGUUCAGUUUUGGGAAUCAUUCCUGCCUAUUCUAUUGCAUGGCUAAUGUACCAAUGGAUGAGCGGUUCUCUUUUGAAGCUUUCUUCUUUGGAUAUUAUCAGUGCAGUUUUAUCAGAAACUUCUUUAUUCGAAAAGUAUCUUUCAAGAAAUGGAUUUAAAGAUGGUGAAUUGGGUCAAUAUUCAUUUAUUAUUGAAAGCAUCUUGAAAGAAAUUCAAAAGAGAAAAUUCAACUCUCCAGAUGAAUACAUGAAAAUUGUCAAGACUAAAGUUGUUGAAUAUGCUCCAUUAGUAACCAAAGACAAUAAGCUCAAUGGACCAAGUGAUGGAUUUGCAGUUGCCAGUUGUACCACUGCUCUAUUCCAUUCUAUUAUUCACAAGGAUGAAGAACUUUUAACAAUACUAAAGAAGGCUAUUGAUAUUGGUGGAGAUACUGAUACAGUAGCCUCAAUGGUGGGUGCAAUGGUUGGUGCCUAUAAAGGAGCACAAGGUAUUAGCAUUCCAUUCUAUAUUACUCAGCAAGUGGUUGGUUAUCAAACUUUGUACGAUUUCUUCAAGUUGUUCAUUGAAUGGGCAAAUGGGAGUGCUGUUCCAGAUGCAAAGAAAAUUGCUGGAUUUUUGUAUCGUCAAGAGUUGAAAAUUACAAAAGAGUUGCUUGCUGUUAAGAAUGAACAAAGAACACCUCAUUAUAUGUGCUCUAGACCAGUCAAUGUACUCCAAAAUAUUGUUGAUCAAUUGAAGAAGGAGAGAAGUAUGUUGAGAAAUGUCAGUGAUGAGGAUUUUAUUAGAAAUAUCAUACCAAAGUUUAGUCAACAAAUGAUGUUCUUCAAUGAAUCAGAUCUCAAUCACAUCUAUAACCAAAUAUUCUCAUCAUCAAACAAUGUGCAAUUCUUCAAGCUUGGCAGACAGUUGAAGUAUUAAUAAAAUGAUAGACGUCACAUUCAUAUU
Messenger RNA from Naegleria gruberi, 1413 nucleotides. RefSeq names its product ADP-ribosyl-GH domain-containing protein. The coding region runs from base 1 to 1386 and encodes 461 amino acids. NCBI's taxonomy places the organism in Eukaryota, Heterolobosea, Eutetramitea, Acrasida, Naegleriidae. The transcript is spliced from 3 exons. The record is from RefSeq and is a predicted model, not a curated record.